This is a messenger RNA of Saccharomycopsis crataegensis, 1614 nucleotides long. RefSeq lists its product as uncharacterized. Lineage: Eukaryota; Fungi; Ascomycota; Saccharomycetes; Ascoideales; Saccharomycopsidaceae. Gene Ontology annotation, cellular component: membrane. The record is from RefSeq and is a predicted model, not a curated record. Gene Ontology annotation, biological process: carbohydrate transport; transmembrane transport. The transcript has a single exon. The coding region runs from base 1 to 1614 and encodes 537 amino acids. Gene Ontology annotation, molecular function: carbohydrate:proton symporter activity.
AUGACAGCUUCUAGUUCUGAUUCGAAAGCCGCUGGAGAGAUCAGAGUUACAAGCUUUGAAAAAGACUUAUUACGGAAUCAACUGUCAAAUGUGGAUGUGGAUGUUGGCAAUGUGGAAAAUAAAGAGACUUUAACCUAUGAUAAGCCAUGGUAUAGAGUUCCACACUUUCUAAAGCUCAAUAUUUUGCUUUUAAUGCCAGCGCUUGCUGGUUCAAUCAAUGGUUUUGAUGCAUUUUUGGUAAAUUCUUUGCAAAUUAUGGAAAACUGGAAAGAAUAUAUGGGAAAUCCAACAGGUGGUACUCUAGGGGCACUAACAGCUGGUCCACCAAUUGGGUACUUGGCAGCUCUUUGGAUUGCUAAAGUUGUUUCGGACAAACACGGUAGAAAGCCAGCUAUGGUGAUUGGUGCUAUUAUUACAACUAUUGGUACUAUAAUUCAAACUUUUUCAAAUGGAUAUGCUUGCUUUCUUGUUUCAAGAAUAAUUGUUGGUUUUGGCUCAGCUUUUUACUACGUUGCUGCCCCAGCUUGGCUAGCGGAAUUAGCCUUUCCGGAGCAUAGGUCUGUUAUGGUAAUUUUGUUCAAUAGUAGCGCUUAUGUUGGCGGGUUAGUUGCAACAUGGGUUUCAUAUGGGACUAUGGGCUUAUCGAGUACCUGGCAAUGGAGAGCUCCAUGUCUUUCUCAAUUAGUCUUUACAAUCCCUCACUUGAUGUUUAUUUGGUUUCUCCCAGAAAGCCCAAGAUUCUUGGUGUCUAAAGGAAUGAUUGAAAAAGCCAGAAAUAUAUUGUUACGUUAUCAUGGAGGUGAUGAUUCAGAGAAAGCAGGAACAUUCAUAGAUUUUGAGUUACGAGAGAUUGAGCUUGGGAUAGAAAAAGAUAGAGAAGGCGAUAAAACUUCAUUCAAAGCAUUUUUCCAAACCAAAGGUAACUUCCACAGAUUUAUGAUAUGUAUGUUUAUGGGGUUUUUACAAUAUAAUGUUGGUUUGUUUGCAGUCACAUAUUAUUUAAACCCACUUUUAACCGCAGCUGGAAUGUCCUCCGAUCGGCAACAAAUGUUGGUAGCUGGUGGAAUUACCAUCUUCAAUGUUUUUGCUGCCUAUUUCUCAAGUUUAGUGGUCGGAAGAUUUGGUAGAAGAAAAUUAUUCUUAUGGAAUCUCGUGGGGUUAUUUAUCUCCUAUUUUGCUUUUGUUGUGUUAUCGGGUAUCAACACUGAAACUAGUUUUCAAAACCCAGCUUUAGCAAAGGGAAUCCUUGCUGUGAUUUUUUUCACUUAUCUUUUCUAUGAUAUCGGCUUUUUAGGAAUGUUGUUAGUUUAUAUCACAGAAAUUACUCCAUUUGCAUUGAGAUCAGGCGGGGUUAUGAUUUACAUGUUAUCCGCUAAUUGUUGGGUUAUCUUUAAUUCGUUUGUGACACCUGUUGCAAUGGAUUCAAUUGGAUGGAGAUUUUAUAUUGUUUAUGCUUGUACGAUUGUUUUCUGUUUUAUCUUCAUAUAUUUCUUUUUCCCAGAAACCAAAGGUUAUUAUCUAGAGGAAGUUGCAUUAAUCUUUGAUGGUGAAGCUGAAGGUAAACCAGCUAAUUUAGAGCAAAUUAGAUCGUAUGCUGAGGUCGUUGAUGCUUAA